AUGAAGUUUCUGACGUGUUUGUGCGCGUGCCUUUUUGUGACCCAAGCGAAAGUUCACAAUGUGACUGUUGGGUACUUAACCGUUGACCAAUCGGAUGGGUAUGUGCGACACAAACAGGCUAGAAUUAUCUCAGGGGCGAUUUCUUAUGCCAUUGAGAAAAUCAACGGAGAUUCUUUCCUUCUUAAAAACUAUCAUCUAAACUUAGUGUGGAAAGAUACUAAAGCUAGCACCCUUGUGGGUACCAAAUUACUCACUCACUUAUGGAGGGAUGGUGCGGUGGCUUUUUUUGGCUUAGAGGAUAGCUGCAAUGUGGAGGCAAGAGUUGCGGCAGCUUGGGAUCUUCCAAUGUUGUCCUAUAAAUGUGCUGACUAUGAUGUUUCCGACAAACAGAAGUAUCCAACAUUUGCUCGAACAUUCCCACCUGCCACUCAAGUCACCCGGUCCAUCAUUUCAAUUCUUUUGCAUUUUAAAUGGACUCGCUUUUCCCUUAUCGUCGGCUCGUCUCACAAGCAGCAGACGAUUGCCGAGAAACUCCUGGAGCUAUCAAAGAGCUACGACAUCACACUAAAUGACAGAAAAGACUACACAGAGCCACAUAUCCCGCUAACAACCGGAAACCCUUUCCCGGGAAUAGUUGAGAACACAUUUAUAGACACACGAGUCUAUGUUUUUCUGGGCGAUGUCAAUGGAGUUGUGGACCUGAUGACAAAUCUUUAUGACCGCGGUCUUCUAGACACUGGAGAAUAUGUUGUCAUCUUUGUCGACCAUGGGAUGUUUGAUGUCACCGCACCGCUCAAAUAUUUCAGACGUACUACUGACAGUCCCAGCGACACACGAAACAUCGAAGCGUCUCGAUCGCUACUCAUCAUCACAUCCAGUCCUCCAUCUAACCCAGAUUACGAAGACUUUGAAAUCACAGUCAAUGAUUACAACGAAAGGCCUCCAUUUAAUUUCCCUAACCCAUUCAGAAGCAGAAAAAAGAUCACCGUUUAUGCUGCUUACCUUUAUGACGCGGUAAUGCUGUACGCACGCGCUGCACAGGAAGUGCUCGACAGCGGAGGAAGCAUUAUUAACGGAACAGAAAUAAUCAACCGAAUUCUGUCAAGAGAGUAUGAAAGUAUUCUUGGUUUCACUACCAAAAUAGACAAGAAUGGUGACGCGGAAGGCAACUAUACUCUACUAGCACGAGUACCACACGCAACAAAAUCUGCGUUAUAUUCUAUGUUACCUGUGGGACAUUUCGAAAUGGCGACAGGACAUCACGUGCUGAGAUUUUUCCCGGGACAAUCUGUCGACUGGGUAACAGGGGAGCCCCCAGUUGACCGACCUCCAUGUGGUUACAGGGGAGAGAAAUGCAUUCCAGUGAAAGGCUACACUUUGGAAAUUAUCGGCGGAGUCCUUGGAGGAAUAACAAUGAUAGUCAUUAUCAUAGCUUUGGUGGUGUAUCGAAAUUGGCGCUAUGAACAAGAGAUUGCGGGUCUUCUAUGGAAAAUCCCGAUUUCAGAGAUACAUAUGCCUCACCAGUCUUCAUCACCAAAUGAUCGCCGCGACAGUUUAAGUAGUAAGAUCUCCCUCGGUAGCCAGCAGUCGUUUGACUCACGCAUGUCGUUUACUCAAAUCUACACCAGAACAGCCACUUACAAAGGUCAAAUGGUGGCACUCAAGAUUUACGAGAAGAAAGACUUUGUCUUGACCCGUAAGAUGCAGAAACAAAUGAAAGCGAUGAGGGAUAUUCGGCACAAUAAUGUUAACCCCUUUAUAGGAGCCUGUGUAGACCCCCCAACAUUUACCCUCCUAACAGAAUACUGCAUCAAAGGCAGCUUACAGGACAUAUUGGAAAACGAGGUCAUCAAAUUGGACGAGAUGUUCAUUGCAUCGCUUGUGAAAGACAUCAUACAGGGUAUGCUAUUUCUGCAUGGUUCCGAACUUAAUGUUCAUGGAAACUUAAAGAGUUCUAACUGUGUGGUGAAUAGCCGGUGGACUUUACAAGUGGCCGACUUCGGGCUCCUUGACGUGAGAGCAGGGACAUACAAGAUGGAGGAUGAACAUGCAUUUUACAGAAAUUCAUUCUGGCGGGCACCUGAACAUAUUCGUAAAUUGACCAAGGAGGCUUCGCAGAAAGGAGACGUAUACUCUUUCGGGAUAAUUCUUCACGAGAUUAUCGGAAGGGCUGGACCCUACGGAUACUGCAAUAUGUCACCGAAAGAAAUAAUAGAUAAUGUAAGGAAAGGAGGCCAUCCAAUAUUCCGUCCAGACACUAAAUAUUUGAAAUGUGAACAAUACGUCAUUGAAUGUAUGCGCAGCUGUUGGGACGAAGAUCCGGAACUCCGCCCUGACUUUAGAGUGAUCUCUAAAGCCCUAUCUCCAAUGCGGAAGGGCAUGAAGCGGAACAUUUUCGACAAUAUGAUGAUGAUGAUGGAGAAGUAUCAAUCACAUCUCGAAGAAUUGGUGGAAGCCCGAACAGACCAGCUUGUGGAAGAAAAGAAAAAGACGGAAGCCCUACUACAUCGUAUGUUACCCAGUUCUAUCGCUGAACAGCUGAAAAGAGCAGAGUACGUAGAACCAGAGUCCUUUAAGUCUGUCACGAUUUACUUUAGUGACAUAUGUGAGUUCACGCGGCUGUCUGCGGAAAGUACACCAAUGGAGGUCGUUAAUCUGCUGAAUGACCUUUAUACGUGUUUUGAUUCGAUAAUCCGGAGCUAUGACGUGUACAAAGUCGAGACGAUAGGUGACGCCUACAUGGUGGUUAGUGGAAUCCCAAACCGGAACGGCGACAACCAUGCUGGUGAAAUUGCAUCCAUGUCACUUGAACUCUUGAGAGCAAUAAAAAAGUUCACAAUCCGUCACCGACCCAACGAAGUGCUUCGAUUACGAAUCGGCAUACAUUCUGGGCCUUGUGUAGCUGGCGUCGUGGGACUAAUCAUGCCUAGAUACACGUUGUUUGGAGAUACUGUAAACACAGCCUCAAGGAUGGAGUCCAAUGGUGAAGCUUUAAAGAUCCACUGCAGUAAAGAAUGUAAAGUGUUGCUUGACAAACUUGGGGGUUACACAACAACAGAGCGUGGACUUGUUAGUAUGAAGGGUAAGGGAGAGUUGUUCACAUACUGGCUAACGGACGAGGAUGCAAGUGUUCGCCAUGAGAGAUUACGAAGAUGUAGUGAAUUAUUCAAAUAUAAUUCUCCCUGGGCACGUGAGAGUAGACGGGCAUAUCUACGUCACGUGAACGAUGACUACAUGGUGGAUGAACCCCUUCCGGAUUUAUCUUUCCUAGACAAUAACGGAGACAUUCAGAAGGCAGAUCAACCUAUAUUGGAAAUUCUUAGGGAAUGUGAGGUAACCCCGAUACGAAGUGACUCUCCGAAACAUUUCUCUUCAAGUUUGGAACGUGGUGAAUCUCCAAGAACAUGUAGACUUCUCAAAUCGCCUAUUGCUAAUAAGAUUCGUCAUGGUCCGAAUGGCCUCCUAUUUGAGGAACGGCGUUUACGCAAUAUUGACCGGGCUGGCUCCGGUCAAGACAUCGUAGAAAGAGCUGCUUUAAUGUUAGAUGUUGACGAGAUGGACAAUUGUGAAACACGAAGUGGUUCCUUUGAUAACAGAAACCAUGUGAAUGUCAUCUUGCCCAACUCGCUUCCUGGAAAUUCACAUGCACAGUCAUAUAUGGAUACCGGGACGGGCAACAACAAUAACACAUCUCAAAAACUUGCGAUCGGGGAAAAUAUUGCUUUGGAAGAACAUUGGCAAAACUCAGAUAUGGGUUCAUCUCCACUGAUAUAG
This is a messenger RNA of Ylistrum balloti, 3774 nucleotides long. Its product is annotated as receptor-type guanylate cyclase Gyc76C-like. Gene Ontology annotation, cellular component: membrane. Gene Ontology annotation, molecular function: guanylate cyclase activity; peptide receptor activity; ATP binding. Gene Ontology annotation, biological process: intracellular signal transduction; receptor guanylyl cyclase signaling pathway; protein phosphorylation. NCBI's taxonomy places the organism in Eukaryota, Metazoa, Mollusca, Bivalvia, Pectinida, Pectinidae. The transcript has 21 exons. The record is from RefSeq and is a predicted model, not a curated record. The coding region runs from base 1 to 3774 and encodes 1257 amino acids.